AUGGAGAGGAAGACAGUGAUGGAGAGCGAGAGUUGUGAUGGAGAUGGAGAAAGACGCAUAAGAGUUGUGAUGGAGAGGGAGAGUUGUGAUGGAGAAGGCACGGAGAAGGUUCAAUUCGGUGAGAUAUCAUUUUCUUGUCCCUAUGAGAAAACUACUGUGCUGCAUGCACCCAUAAUUGCACCUACCUACCGGAAUCCGUUGAAAAAGUUUGUUUCCGAUGCGUCGUCGCCGGCACCAGUAAAUCGGAAACAGGCCCCAACGUUCUCGGAUGAGGAGAAGAUAGAACAUAUGAGAUUCGCACAAGUGAAGAGUAAGAAGGAUUUUGUUCACUACGAGAGAGUGGAUGGGAAAGAGAUAAACGUGGUUGAAGGUGUUGAAUUACAUACUGAAAUUUUCGACGCAAAAGAGCAAAUGAAGAUUGUUGAAUGUGUGUACAAGUAUCAACAAUUGGGUCGGAAAGGGCAGCUUAAAGCAAGAACAUAUUAUGAACCAAAGAAGUGGAUGGGGCGCAAAGGGCGUACAAUUAUUCAAUUUGGUGGUUGUUAUAAUUAUGCAGUGGACAAAAAUGGCAAUCCUCCUGGGAUAAUAAGAGAUGAAGAAGUGGAUCCAUUGCCUGCUUUAUUCAAACAAAUGAUUAAGCGGAUGGUCAAAUGGCAUAUUUUGCCUCCAACAUGUAUCCCUAAUAGCUGCAUUGUGAACAUUUACAAUGAGGGUGACUGCAUUCCUCCUCAUAUCGACCAUCACGACUUUAUUCGACCGUUUUGCUCUGUAUCGUUUCUAUCAGAAUGCAAUAUUAUUUUUGGCUCGAGUUUGAAGAUUCUUAAUCAUGGCAUUGGAGAAUUUUUCAGUCCAAUCUCGGUACCUCUACCAGUCGGAUCGGUGCUUGUUUUACAAGGUAAUGGAGCUGAUGUUGCAAAGCAUUGUGUACCUCGUGUUCCAUCUAAAAGAAUUUCCAUUACUUUUAGAAUGAUGGAUGAAAGCAAAUUGCCUUACAACUACAAACCUGACCCAGAGCUUAUGAAAAUUCAACCUAUUGUUCUUCGUCCCCUUCAAUUUAAAGAAUCAUCAACUCCACAAAGAGUUGGCAAGAAUGAAAAGGUAGUCAAGCAUGAUAAACCCUAUUAUUCUUCUCAUGCACAUGCAACCUACCAAAACAUUAUCGCUACAAACGAAGAAUUUCCUCCCCUCUCGAAAGCUACAGUUCUUCAAGCAAGAACAAGAGUACUAAUCAUAUAGUCACUGGCCAUCAUAAACAGUUUAGCUUGUACCCUUACAGG
Messenger RNA from Ipomoea nil (Japanese morning glory), 1277 nucleotides. RefSeq lists its product as uncharacterized. The record is from RefSeq and is a predicted model, not a curated record. Bases 1 to 1236 code for a protein of 411 amino acids. The transcript is spliced from 7 exons. Gene Ontology annotation, biological process: mRNA catabolic process. NCBI's taxonomy places the organism in Eukaryota, Viridiplantae, Streptophyta, Magnoliopsida, Solanales, Convolvulaceae. Gene Ontology annotation, molecular function: mRNA binding; demethylase activity.